This is a messenger RNA of Suillus paluster, 798 nucleotides long. RefSeq lists its product as uncharacterized. Bases 135 to 773 code for a protein of 212 amino acids. The record is from RefSeq and is a predicted model, not a curated record. The transcript has 3 exons. Lineage: Eukaryota; Fungi; Basidiomycota; Agaricomycetes; Boletales; Suillaceae.
GCCGCAAGCUACGUACUUGACGUACUUGUCGCCAACUUACGGAUGUCGAUAAUCGGAUUCAGCUAGGCGCGGUUGAAACAGCGGCCGCAGGCUAGGGGUACUUGACGUAUUUCGUUGCCGCCAUCAGCUUAUGAAUGCCGAUAAGCUUGAGCGGAAAAGGUCAGGCAGCCGCAAGCUACACAAGUUGCCGAGGUGUACUUGACGUAUUUGUCGACGUCAGCUUACAAACGCCGAUAAUGGGAAGAGGUCAGAUAGCAAAGCUUAGCGUGGGCAGCCGCAGACUACGAGGGGUACUUGACAUAUCGCGAUCAGUUUACGAACGCCGAUCAGCUUGGCGCGACUGGAGCCAUGGACACGAGCUCCCAAGUCACCGAGGGGGAGCGGGCUCCAGCCCAAUAGAGACGUCACCUUUUCCCUAUGUCAACGGGAUAAAUGAAUACCACCGAGGGUCGACCGGAGCUUGUCCAAUCCACGCUGCAAAGCACUCAUCCACAGGAGUUUCACAAGCCCACCCGACCGUCUUGCUUCUUCUUCUUCUUGCAUCACAGUUUGUCCGUUGGGGUCAUUGGCCCUAUGUUGGCCAUGCCAUGCUUCUUUCUGGAUGCACCGGAUGUAUUUUUAGCUAUGUUACUGAAAUUAGACCCCGACCCGACUGUCGCUCUCGUGUGUUCGCGUUCAAAGUUUUGCACUGCAUUGGACUUGGACUUGGCCCGACUUGGACGGACCUACAAACAGAUACGAGUUGGCAUCACCGAGGAGUGCUCUAUGUUUGAUUUUGUGUCUUAUCAAGACCAGGAC